Molecule: messenger RNA, 4699 nt
Organism: Pseudocercospora fijiensis CIRAD86
Lineage: Eukaryota; Fungi; Ascomycota; Dothideomycetes; Mycosphaerellales; Mycosphaerellaceae
Exons: 3
Coding region: 4-4080 (1358 amino acids)
Molecular function (GO): xanthine dehydrogenase activity; iron ion binding; FAD binding
Source: RefSeq, a predicted model, not a curated record
GUCAUGGCUCCUGGGCUGAUUGAGCCUCAACCGGCUGUUGAACCUGCCCAGCAACACUCACUGUCCUCGGUGACACAGCGAUACGAUGACUGCUUGCGAUUCUACCUGAACGGGACCAAAGUGGUCCUCGACGAAGCCGAUCCCGAAGUUACCCUUCUAGAAUAUCUAAGAGGCGUAGGUCUAACGGGGACGAAGCUUGGCUGUGCAGAAGGUGGUUGUGGAGCCUGCACUGUGGUUGUCUCGCAGUACAACCCGACCACGAAGAAGAUAUAUCAUGCAUCGAUCAAUGCAUGCAUUGCUCCAUUGGUGUCAGUCGAUGGCAAGCACGUUAUAACUGUUGAAGGCAUCGGCAAUGUCAAGAAGCCUCAUCCUGCUCAGGAACGCAUAGCCAAAGGCAAUGGCAGUCAAUGUGGCUUUUGCACGCCUGGCAUCGUAAUGAGUCUGUAUGCGCUCCUGAGGAACAACGACAGCCCAUCCGAACAUGAAGUUGAAGAGGCGUUUGAUGGAAAUUUGUGCAGAUGCACGGGAUACAGACCCAUUUUGGACGCAGCACAGUCAUUCAGCGCGAACAAGGGAUGCGCGAAGGCCAGGACCAACGGCGGGUCUGGAUGCUGUAUGGAGAAGAGCGACGCAAAUGGCAAAAGUGACUGCUGUCAGAAUGGUGCCAAGGACGACCAGCCCAUAAAGCGCUUCACGCCGCCAGGGUUCAUCGAAUACAAUCCAGAGACAGAGCUUAUCUUUCCACCUGCGCUCAGAAGACACGAGUACAAGCCUUUGGCAUUCGGGAACAAACGAAAACGAUGGUAUAGACCUGUCACGCUCCAGCAACUCCUCGAGAUCAAAAGCGUGUACCCUUCUGCCAAAAUUAUCGGAGGAUCGACAGAAACGCAAAUCGAGGUCAAGUUCAAGGCCAUGCAGUAUACAGUCUCGGUCUUCGUCGGCGACAUUCCAGAGUUACGACAAUAUAAAUUCGAAGAAGACCACAUUGAGAUAGGUGGCAACGUAACUCUGACUGACCUAGAAUAUCUCUCCCUUGAGGCUGCUGAGCACUAUGGCUCCGAGAGAGGACAGCCAUUCACCGCCAUCAACAAACAGAUUAGAUACUUUGCAGGACGUCAGAUCAGAAAUGCCGGCACCCCAGCAGGUAACCUUGCGACUGCCUCACCUAUUUCAGACUUGAAUCCUGUAUUUCUGGCAACCAAUGCGACGAUCGUCGCAAGGUCGCUGGACAACACCAUUGAAAUUCCCAUGACCGAGUUUUUCAAAGCUUAUCGAGUGACUGCAAUGCCGCCAGACGCUAUCAUUGCCAGCAUCCGAAUUCCCGUAUUUGCUAAGAAGGGCGAGUAUAUGCGAGCAUACAAACAAGCGAAACGAAAGGAUGAUGACAUUGCUAUCGUUAACGCAGCUUUGCGAGUACAUCUGGAUGAAGGUAACGUCGUGAAGGACUCAAGUCUCGUGUAUGGUGGUAUGGCACCUGUCACUAUUGGAGCAAAGAAGGCAAUGUCUUACCUCGCCGGCAAGAAAUUCACCAAUCCAGCGACACUGGAGGGUGUCAUGAAUGCUCUCGAGGAAGAUUUCGAUCUGAGAUUUGGUGUUCCCGGCGGCAUGGCAACGUAUAGAAAAUCUCUGGCGCUCGGAUUCUUUUAUAAGUUCUACCAUGAAGUAUUGUCUGCGCUCAAUCCCGAAGGAACGGAAGUUGAUCAGGACUGCCUGAAUGAGAUCGAGCGAGAAAUUUCCAAGGGUCACAAGGAUCAUACUGUUGGUCAAGCUUAUGAAAAAAAGAUUCUCGGGAAGGAAACGCCACAUGUUGCGGCACUGAAGCAAUGCACGGGAGAAGCUCAAUACACGGACGACAUUCCUGUGCAGAAAAACGAACUGUUUGGAUGCAUGGUGCUCAGUACCAAGGCUCACGCGAAGAUUCUGAGCGUCGAUGCCGCACCAGCACUGGAAUUACCUGGCGUGUACGACUACGUAGAUCACCGCGAUCUUCCAAAUGCCCAGGCCAACUUCUGGGGAGCCCCCAAUUGCGAUGAGACUUUCUUUGCUGUUGACGAGGUCUUCUGUGCUGGCCAGCCUAUUGGCCUAGUACUUGCUACCUCGCCAAAACGUGCUGAAGCAGGCGCUCGAGCCGUGAAGAUCGAGUACGAAGAUCUGCCUGCUAUAUUUACCAUGGAAGAAGCCAUAGCUGCGAAUAGCUUCUUUCCGCAUUACCAUUACAUCAACAACGGCGAUGUCGAGGAGGCUUUCGCCAACGCUGACCACGUCUUCAGUGGCGUGGCACGCAUGGGUGGGCAGGAACAUUUCUAUUUGGAGACUAAUGCCUGCGUAGCGGUACCAAAGCCGGAAGACGGCGAGAUGGAAAUCUUCAGCUCGACGCAGAACCCAACUGAGACGCAAGCCUACGUCGCACAAGUCACUGGCGUGUCCGCCAACAAGAUCGUCAGCAGAGUGAAACGACUCGGCGGUGGCUUCGGUGGGAAGGAAACGCGCUCGAUCCAGCUUGCAGGCAUCUGUGCGAUCGCAGCGAAGAAGACGCAGCGACCGGUGCGAGCCAUGCUGAAUCGUGACGAAGAUAUUAUGACAUCGGGACAACGACAUCCGUUCCUUGGCCAUUGGAAAGUCGCAGUCAAUAAAGACGGCAAGCUUCAAGCACUAGACGCGGACGUUUAUAACAACGGCGGCUGGUCACAAGACCUCAGCGCUGCUGUUGUCGACAGAGCACUCAGUCACGUCGAUGGCUGCUACAAUAUCCCCAAUGUGUCGGUGCGAGGAAGGAUUUGCAAGACUAACACUGUCUCGAACACAGCCUUUCGAGGCUUUGGUGGUCCACAAGGAAUGUUUAUCUGCGAGAGCUUCAUGGAAGAGGUUGCCGACCAUCUGGGAAUGCCGGUGGAGAAGCUGCGAGAGGUUAAUAUGUACAAGUCUGGCGAGCAGACACAUUUUCGUCAAGAGCUCAAAGAUUGGUAUGUUCCUCUCAUGUGGAAGCAAGUGCAAGAGGAGUCGGCUUGGGAGCGGCGAAAGCAGGAGGUCGCCGAAUUCAAUGCGAAGAGCAAGUGGAAGAAGCGCGGGUUGUCGAUCAUUCCGACCAAGUUUGGUAUCUCCUUCACUGCUCUUUUCUUGAACCAAGCCGGUGCUCUAGUCCACAUCUAUCAUGAUGGCAGUGUACUGGUCGCACACGGCGGCACAGAGAUGGGCCAGGGCCUUCACACGAAGAUGUCGGCCAUAGCAGCAGAGGCUCUAGGAGUUCCGCAGUCGAGCGUGUUCAUUAGCGAAACGGCAACAAACACAGUGGCGAACACAUCCUCGACAGCCGCAUCUGCAUCGUCGGAUCUAAAUGGCUAUGCUAUUUGGAAUGCCUGCCAGCAGAUCAAUGAGCGACUGGCACCAUAUCGGGAGAAGCUGGGUAAAGAAGCUACGAUGAAGGAAAUCGCCCACGCGGCGUACUUUGACAGGGUAAACUUGUCCGCAAAUGGGUUUUACAAGACACCUGACAUUGGCUACGUAUGGGGACCGAAUACCGGCCAAAUGUUCUUCUACUUUACGCAGGGUGUUUCAGCAGCUGAAGUUGAGGUCGACACAUUGACUGGCGACUGGACUUGCCGAAGGGCAGACAUCAAGAUGGACGUUGGCAGGUCUAUAAAUCCCGCCAUCGACUACGGCCAGAUCGAGGGCGCUUUCGUCCAGGGUAUGGGUCUUUUCACCAUGGAAGAAUCGCUGUGGCAUCGUGCGAGUGGCCAGAUCUUCACACGUGGGCCAGGCGCAUAUAAGAUUCCCGGAUUCAGAGAUAUACCGCAGGAAUUCAACGUCAAGUUGCUCAAGGAUGUGCAAUGGGAGAAUUUGCGGACCAUACAGCGAUCGCGAGGUGUGGGAGAGCCACCGCUGUUCAUGGGAUCGGCGGUGUUCUUUGCCAUUCGUGAUGCUCUUAAAGCUGCGCGAAAGCAGUACGGGAAGGAAGAGGUUCUCAGCCUUGUGAGUCCUGCAACGGUAGAACGCAUACGCGUCAGUUGCGCGGACCCAAUUCUACAGCGAGCAGAAGUGAGAGCGCAGGAGGGAGAGAAGUCGUUUUUCAUUAGCAUAUGAGCACCGCAAUGAAAUUCGUUGUGCCGCUUGCGCGCGCGCGCGCAUUGUCUAGAGAUCCUCCUUGCCCUCAACACUUUGCGCAACCCUCAACGGUCCGUUGAUGACCAUGAGACUCAUAACCUCGUACAGCGUAUCGGCUGCGGCCAUGGUCGUGAGCUCCGCAUUCGUAUCAUACGCAGGAGCCACCUCGACGAUAUCCGCAGCCACGAGAUUGAUGCCCUUCAAACCUCGAAUAAUCGUCCUAAGCUCUCGAGUUGACCAUCCACCUGUCUCGGGAGUUCCAGUCGCCGGAGCGAAUGCCGGGUCAAGCGUAUCGAUAUCAAUCGAGAGGUACACAGGGUUCUUGUGGCCGACUCUUUCAUGAAUUUUCUUGAUGAUGCCCUCGGUGCCGAUGGUGUCGAUCUCGCGCGCUUCGACGAUGUGGAAGCCGCAGUAUCCGUCAUUCUCGUAGUCCGACGUUCCACUGAGCGUCGUGCGGAUCCCGGCGUGGAUGUUGGUGUCGUUUCUGAGAAGUCCUUCCUGUGAGGCGUGGUAGAAGUAGGUUCCGUGGUUGACGCUGGCGACUUUGCUGGGAGAUCCUCCGAAGACUUUGGGUCUCCAUGUGUCUAGAUGAGAGUCG